This is a messenger RNA of Colletotrichum orchidophilum, 933 nucleotides long. RefSeq lists its product as uncharacterized. The record is from RefSeq and is a predicted model, not a curated record. Bases 1 to 933 code for a protein of 310 amino acids. Lineage: Eukaryota; Fungi; Ascomycota; Sordariomycetes; Glomerellales; Glomerellaceae. The transcript has a single exon. Gene Ontology annotation, molecular function: metal ion binding.
AUGGUAUCUCAAACCGCUGAGCAGAUGCUUUCCUACCAACCGCCGCCGACCUACCGCGGCAAGGUCCCCAAGAAAAAGAGAAGUACCUGCCGACACUACCUAAAGGGCCGCUGCUAUUAUACAGCAGCAGAAUGUAAUUAUGCGCAUCGGGAAGAGGAAUUAUCUCCCAAGAUAAGGGCAUUGGUAUCGGGAUCGAAUCUCUUUCGAUCCAGUCCACUCGACAACAACGGCGCAGAGACCCACGCGUCUGAAUACUUGGGAUACUACAUCCCCAACACCUCGCCCGACGGUACGAGGCAGAACUCCGGUAGCGGUCAACAGGAGUUCCACCCAUUUCCGUCGCCCCCCAGACCCUCAUCCCAAGCGCCACGGGACACCCAGCACCUCAACACCCAGCAGAACGGAUACAUGUAUCCCGCUCACGGGGGCAACCUCGGCAUGCCGCCGUUUCCUGUAGGCAUGGGCGGGCAUCCCUACCAACCCCCUGGCCCCUCCUAUUUCCCCGUACCAGUUCAAGUCCCCCUUCACCAGCCCGUCCAGCCCGUCCAGCCCGUCCAGCCCAUGACCCGCCGGGAAAGCAACACCAUAUGCUGGAACGGCGCCAGCUGCAGGAAGCCGGACUGCUGGUACCGGCACGACACCUCACAGUCCAACACGUCUAGCAGUAGCGGCAACGGUGAAGUAAGCGCAAGUCAAGAGUCUUCCGCGACUGGCAGCGAGGCGUCAUCGCUAGCACAGGUGUCGACGUCCGCGGAGAACGAAAUCAUCGCUCAUCCUCCCCCCGAGGAGCAGAUUCCAGAGGACUUCGAGGAGGAAGCAAGGCAACGGCCCGCGGAGGAGGAGAUUUGUGCGCAGCCCAGAUGCGGGCCCUUGGUCGUCGACGGCAGGAGCGUCUGGGGAAAGACCAAUGCAAGGACGUCCGCGGCCGCCUGA